Messenger RNA from Cariama cristata (Red-legged seriema), 5535 nucleotides. Its product is annotated as sodium channel protein type 2 subunit alpha-like. Gene Ontology annotation, cellular component: axon; voltage-gated sodium channel complex; plasma membrane. The record is from RefSeq and is a predicted model, not a curated record. The transcript is spliced from 26 exons. The coding region runs from base 1 to 5535 and encodes 1844 amino acids. Gene Ontology annotation, molecular function: voltage-gated sodium channel activity; protein binding. Lineage: Eukaryota; Metazoa; Chordata; Aves; Cariamiformes; Cariamidae. Gene Ontology annotation, biological process: membrane depolarization during action potential; neuronal action potential; sodium ion transmembrane transport.
AUGGAUCCGUUGUUUUGCCAAUCAGAAACUAACAGCUUUCGACGUUUCACCCCUGAGUCCUUGGCAGCAAUUGAGGAAAGAAUUGCUAAGAAAAAAAGGCAGCAAGCCAAAGUUAACCGGGAGAAUAAGGACCAAGGAGUUGAAGAUAAACUAACCCCUCAGCUUGAUCUGAAAACCUGCAAAAAACUGCCGUCUCUGUAUGGGGAUAUUCCUGUGGAGCUCAUUGGGGAACCCCUGGAAGAUUUUGAUCCAUACUACAGUGAUCACAAGACUUUUAUGGUGAUAAAUAAAAGGAGGACUAUUUUCCGGUUUAGUGCCACGCCUGCCUUGUGUAUAGUUGGUCCUUUUAAUCCAGUCAGAAAAGCAGCAAUUAAAAUUCUGAUCCAUUCAUAUCCUUUUCACGUUUACCUUAACUUAUUAUUCACAUUAUUUGUUGGCUUUAUUACAUGUACUGUGGUACUUAAUUUUGCUUCCAUGGCUAUAACUAAGCUUCAAGAAACACUUGACUGGGCUGAUAUUUUUAUUUCUAUAACUUUAUUAUAUGCUUUCCUUCUCAGAUAUCUUUUUGCUAGCAUAUAUACUGGUGAAAUAUUGAUAAAAAUAUUAGCAAGAGGAUUUGUUUGGAAUGAAUUUACCUUUCUUCGAGAUCCGUGGAACUGCUUGGAUCUUGUUGUUAUUGUCAUAACGUAUAUUACUAUGUUUAAAAGUACGGGCAAGGUUUCAGCUCUUCGAACUUUCAGAGUACUGAGGACUUUGAAAGCUAUUUCAGUAAUACCAGGUCUGAAAGUCAUCGUAAAUUCACUUAUUGAAUCUGUUAGAAAACUCACUGACGUGUUGAUCUUGACUGUUUUUUGCUUGAGUGUAUUUGCUCUAAUAGGCCUCCAGCUUUUUAUGGGCAAUUUAACAUCCAAAUGUGUCCUCAAUAAUGCUACGUACAAUGACACAUUAUGUAUGGAUGCCAAGAUAUAUGUACCAAAUGAUGAAGAUAUCUGCUACAGAAUGAAUAAAUCUUCUGAAAUAUUGCUCUGUGGGUUCAGUUCAGAUCCUGACAAAGAGUGCCCAGAAAACUAUAGCUGCAAGAAGAUUGGGAAGAAUCCUGACUUUGGUUAUACAAGUUUUGAUCAUUUUGGCUGGGCUUUCCUUUCUUUAUUCCGUCUAAUGACACAGGAUUACUGGGAGCGUCUCUACAGACAAACUAUCCGUACAUCUGGAAAGAGCUACGUUUUAUUUUUUCUGGGGGUCAUCUUUUUAUGCUCCUUUUAUCUCUUCAAUCUGAUUUUGGCUGUAGUAACUAUGGCAUAUGAAGAGCAAAAUAGAGCUACUCUUGCUGAAACCGAGGCAAAGGAAAAAUUACUUCAGGAUGCCCAAAAAAUUCUAGAGGCAGAACAGAUGUUGGCUGCGGGAGAAGGUAAUAAGGCCUUACAUGCCAGAUCUGAAAUGUCAGUUGAUGACUUGAAAAGUUCACAAGAAAAAGAGAUUAAGAAAGAAAAAUCUGCUUUAAGAAAAAGCUUAAUUUUAGGUGAUUGUGACAAAGAGGAGCAUCUAUUUCAUUCACAGCCUAAUCACUGCCACAAGAAGCUUAGACACAUACUGCUGUCCUAUGACUUGUCAGUGGAGUCUAUUAAUGAUCCUUUUCGAAGACAGAGGUUAAUGAGUGCAGCCACUGUUAUUACAGAUAAUUUGCAAGAGCAAGAGUCAAAACUGAAAUGCCCUUCAUUAUGGAAACGUGUUGCUCAAAAGUAUCUAAUUUGGAAUUGUUGUCCAUUGUGGAGAGUAGUCAAAGAGAAGGUGAAAUUGGUAAUUUUGGAUCCAUUUGUUGAUCUCUCAAUCAUGGUUUGCAUUAUCGUGAAUACCUUAUUCAUGGCUCUGGAGUACCCUGACAUGCCUUGCAAUUACCAGCGAAUGAUUUUUGUAAGUGACAAGGUCUUCACCCUGAUUUUUGCAGCAGAAAUGAUCUUGAAAAUCAUCGCUCUAGAUCCUUAUCACUAUUUUCAGCAAAAAUGGAAUAUUUUUGAUAGCAUAGUUGUUAUGAUUGGCCUAAUAAGCUUUAAAGAAAAUCUGUCCUAUUUCAGACUGCUCAGGAUCUUGAAAUUGGCAAAGUCCUGGCCAGCCUUAAAUACUCUUAUGAAAAUAAUUCUAAACUCAGUUGGUGCUCUGGGUAACCUCACGUUGGUUUUGAUUAUCACUGUAUUUAUUUUUGCUGUAGUGGGAAAACAGGUUUUGGGCAAUUAUUAUGAGAGUAAUUACCAUAAAAUAAAUACCAAUGAGAAUUUACGCUGGCAUAUGAAGGAUUUUUGUCAUUCAUUCCUGAUUAUAUUCCGAAUAUUAUGUGGAGAAUGGAUUGAAACCAUGUGGGAAUGUAUGGAAGUGGCUGGAAAAGGGCUAUGUCUUCCCAUUUUCUUGCUAGUCCUGGUGAUAGGAAACCUUGUGGUGCUCAACCUGUUCAUUGCCUUGCUGCUGAGUUCAUUCAGUACUGACUCCUCGAUGGGACAAGAGGAACCUGGACAAAUGACUAAAUGUCAGAUUGCCAUUGCACAGAUUCACAAGGGCCUGCAGUCUGUGAAAGACAGAAUUUUGGACCAUUGUGGCAAAAUAAUGAAACAAAGCCUUAAAACAACAGCCAAAAAGAAGACUUUGGUGAAAAUUUCUGCCAAAAACUUAGAUGAAAAUAACUAUAGCAUGACAGAUGUCAGAAAGUAUAUAGACAACAAUUGCUUUGACAUUGGGUAUUACAAUACUGAAGAGAAUUCCUCAGUAACAAGGAAAUAUGAAGAAUUUUUAACCAGUCGUAGUACCUGUGUUCCCAUUGCCGUAGCAGAGAUUUACACCGAUGAAGGUGAUGAUGAGCACAGUGUAUGCACAGAAAUAGAGUACAGAAAACAGGGAGACAGAUUAAGACAUAGAGAGCAGUGCCGAAGUUCAAGCAGCUUCAGUCAGAUUUCUGGGACUUCUGAAACUCUAAGUGGUUUUUCAGAAACACACCAAAAGAAAGAUAAAAAAGAGAAAUGUGAUGCUGGUAGCUAUUCUGAAGCCAGCACUGUGGAUCCAGUUAUUUUUGUGGAGAUGUUUUCCCAGCCUAAAAAGUCACACCUACCUAAGGACUGUUUUGCAGAAAGUUGUGUUGGCUGUUUCCCAUGUUGUGUAGUGGAUAUCACUAAGUUUCCAGGCAGAACUUGGUGGAAAUUUAGAAAAACCUGCUACAGAAUCGUUAAACAUAGCUGGUUUGAAAAUUUUGUAAUUUUUAUGAUAAUACUGAGCAGCGCAGCACUGGCAUUUGAAGACAUUCACCUGCAGGAGAGAAAAAAUGUGAAAAUGCUCCUAGAGUACGCUGAUAAAAUAUUUACCUACAUCUUUUUUAUGGAGAUGCUUCUGAAAUGGGUAGCUUAUGGUUUGCACAGCUAUUUCACAAAUGCCUGGUGUUGGCUUGACUUCAUCAUUGUGUGUGUAAGUAUAGAUAGUGUUUCCAAAGACACAUCACCUUGUUCCUCUGGGAGCGCCCUGAAAUCUUUCAGGACUCUUAGAGCAUUGAGGCCUCUACGAGCUUUGUCAAGAUUUGAAGGGAUAAAGGUUGUUGUAAAUGCACUUUUGGGAGCUAUCCCCUCAAUCUUCAAUGUUUUGCUCGUCUGUGUUGUCUUCUGGCUCCUGUUUAACAUUGCAGGAGUAAAAUUACUUGGAAAAAAAUUUUCAAAAUGCAUACUCGAGAAAGGAAAUAUCAGUAUAAUUGAGAACAAAUAUAAUUGUACAUCCUACAAUGGAACGUGGACAAAUAAUGAUGUAAACUUUGAUAAUGUUGGGAUGGGAUACUUGGCUCUUCUCCAGGUGGCAACUUUUAAAGGUUGGAUGGAUAUUAUGUAUGCAGCAGUGGAUUCGAGAGAGAUAGAUGAACAGCCAAAGUUUGAAGCAUUCUUAGCCAUGUAUAUGUAUUUUGUGAUUUUCAUUAUUUUUGGAUCUUUCUUCAUGUUGAACCUUUUCAUUGGAGUGGUUAUCAGCAAUUUUAACCAACAAAGGAAAAAGAUAAGUGGAAAAGAUCUAUUUUUGACUGAGGAACAGAAAAAGUACUACAAUGCCCUAAAAAAACUUGGAUCCAAGAAACCUCAAAAACCCAUCCCAAGACCAAUGAAUAUGUUCCAAGGAUUACUGUUUGAUAUAGUAUCGCACAAAGCAUUUGACAUUACCAUUGUGACUUUCAUCUGUCUAAAUAUGGUCAUUAUGAUGGCAGAAAAUAGCCAGAAUGGCAUCAAGGACGUUCUUAAUAAAAUCAACUUUGUUUUUGUGGCCAUAUUUACUGGGGAAUGUGUCAUAAAAAUACUAGCUUUAAGACAUUACUUCUUCACCAGUGGCUGGAACAUAUUUGAUUUAGCUGUUGUGGUCCUUUCACUAGUUAGUAUUGGACUUUCUGAAGGCUUUCGAACUUUGUUCUCUCCUACACUUUUGAGAAUUUUUCGUUUGGCACGAAUUGGCCGAAUCCUGAGAUUAGUUCGAAAAGCUAGAGGAAUUCGAACUCUUCUUUUUGCAUUACUGAUGUCUCUUCCUGCACUGUUCAACAUCGGUCUUUUGCUUUUUCUGGUUAUGUUCAUUUAUGCCAUUGUGGGUAUGACAAACUUUGCCUGUCUUGGCUGGGAAGGUGGGAUUGAUAACCUUUUCAACUUUCAAACCUUUGAUAGUAGCAUUCUCUGCCUCUUCCAAAUUACAACAUCAGCUGGCUGGGAUGGUCUUUUGGUCCCUCUGUUAAAAAGAUCUGAUUCAUGUGCUCCCAACUUAAAUUUAACAAGUGAACAGAAAAAAAAUUGCUCAAAUAAGGAGGUUGGUAUUUUAUUUUUUGUAAGCUAUGUCAUUAUAUCAUUUCUCAUUGUUGUAAAUAUGUACAUAGCUGUCAUUUUAGAGAACUUCAGUGUUGCCACUGAAGAAAGCACAGAUCCUCUUUGUGAGGAUGACUUUGAUAUGUUUUAUGAGACCUGGGGAAAAUUUGAUCCUCAGGCAACACAGUUUAUUGAAUAUUCUGCUCUUUCAGACUUUGCAGAUGCUCUGGCAGAACCCUUACGUGUUCCAAAGCCUAAUAAAAUUCAACUCAUAUCCAUGGACCUCCCUAUAGUCAGUGGAGAUAAGAUCCACUGCUUGGAUAUCUUGCUUGCUUUCACUAAAAGGGUCUUGGGAGAAUCUGGAGAUAUGGAUAGUCUUGAAUUACACAUGGAAGAAAAAUUUAUGGCUGCCAAUCCAUCUAAAGUUUCUUACAAGCCAAUUACUACUACCCUCAAAAGAAAACAAGAGGAGGUAUCGGCUCUAAUUAUUCAAAGAGCCUUCAGGAGGUAUUUGAUGCAGCGUUCUUUUAAAAAGAGAACUUUCUUACACCGUCAUAAACACUGUAACAGUGCUGUCUUUGAAGAAGAAACACAUGAGGAGGAAAGUCUUAUUGCAUCAAUACUUAAUGAAAAUAAUUGUAGGAAGCUAGAUAAAUCAUGGACUACAUCUUCCAUAUCUCUCCCUUUAUUUUAUGAUGGUGUUGCUGAAACAGAUAGCGAUAAUGUGGAGACAUAA